GCAGUGAUGACAGCUCCGCCCCCCGGCUCGAGGCUUUUGUAAAGGGUCACGUUGCGCUGCAGCAGUGAAACAGGAGACCGCUCAGCAUCCUCAGCACCCUCAGCACCCAGCUCACCUGCUCUCUCUGCAACACCCAUCACUAGUCACCAUGACUCACCAGUAUCCCGCACUGACUCCUCAGCAGAAGAAGGAGCUGCAGGACAUCGCUGAGAGGAUAGUAGCACCAGGAAAAGGCAUCCUUGCAGCUGAUGAAUCCACCGGCAGCAUGGGGAAACGUUUGAACCCCAUCGGGGUUGAGAACACAGAGGAGAACAGGCGCCGCUACCGGCAGCUGCUGUUCACAGCUGACCAGCGCAUUGACAACUGUAUCGGAGGGGUCAUCUUCUUCCAUGAAACCCUCUACCAGAACACAGACGAUGGCACUAACUUCGCCAAGCUCAUCCAAGACCGCGACAUUGUUGUUGGCAUCAAGGUGGACAAGGGUGUUGUGCCCCUCGCUGGAACAAAUGGAGAGACCACCACUCAGGGUCUGGACGGGCUGUCUGAGCGCUGUGCGCAGUACAAGAAGGACGGCGCAGACUUCGCCAAGUGGCGCUGUGUGCUGAAGAUCAGCGAAACCACGCCGUCUGAGCUGGCCAUCUUUGAGAAUGCUAAUGUUCUGGCACGAUAUGCCAGCAUCUGCCAGCAGAAUGGUAUUGUUCCUAUUGUGGAGCCUGAGAUCCUUCCUGAUGGAGACCAUGACCUGAAGCGUUGCCAGUACGUCAGUGAGAAGGUCCUAGCUGCAGUGUACAAGGCUCUGUCAGACCACCAUGUGUACCUGGAAGGGACACUGCUGAAACCCAACAUGGUCACAGCUGGACACUCCUGCCCCACCAAGUACAGCGGCGAGGAAAUCGCCAUGGCUACCGUCACCGCCCUGCGCCGCACCGUGCCUCCUGCUGUCACAGGAGUGACAUUCUUGUCAGGUGGCCAGUCCGAAGAAGAGGCCAGCGUGAACCUUAACGCCAUUAACAACUGUCCGCUCGCCAAGCCCUGGGCCCUGACUUUCUCCUACGGCCGCGCCCUGCAGGCCUCUGCCCUGAACGCAUGGAGAGGAGAGCUGACCAACGAGAAGGCCGCCACCGAGGAGUUCAUCAAACGUGCUGAGGCAAACAGUCUGGCUGCACUCGGCAAGUAUGAGUCUUCUGGAACUUGUGCUGCCGCAGGAAAAUCCCUCUACGUGGCUAAUCACGCCUACUAAACAUCUACCACAUUCAACUGUGGCCUAGUUAUAGUCUUAUAUCUGCUCUGCCAUUCCCCCUCACUCCUCUAUCAAUCACAGGCCUGCGCUGUCUACUGUACUUUAGAGUUGUCAGAGUUAUUGAAAUUACAUGAUUAGAUAUGUGUAUUUAAAAACAUAAUGUGAAACUACCAUACUAAAGGGAACAGGCUUGUUUUUUUCUCUAUUUAACCAAACAAAUCAAAACAGCUUUGAGACAAUUUAUGACUGAAAACAAUUUUGUGUCAUGUCAGAGAUAGGUAGUCAGAGGCUGCAAAGUAUUAACAAUAGAUCAAUAUAAUCAGUCAAUUCAAGCCUCUUCGUAACUGCUCCUGUCUCAACACCCAGUGCUGUGUCCGUUUCUCCCCCACAUGAUGAAUCUUGAGCCACUCCCAAGCAGGGAGGUGUGUGUGUUGGUGUUUCGGCUCAUCUUUAAAACGCUUUACUAGCAUCCUCCCCGACAGUGGGACCAGCCGAUUAUUAGUGGCAUCCGUUAGGGGACAAGAGGACAAGACAAACAGUGUGAAGACUUUUCAGAUUGAGUUGAUCUUUUGAGCGACUGUCCAAAAGUGUGGUGUGCUUAUUGUGCUUUCAGAAAGCCGUAGCUCCAGCAGAGGUCAGUAGACCCUUACCAGGAUUCAUCCUAAUGAUUCAUCCUAACCUUUCUGUUCACACGCUUCUAAUCACCACUAAUCACAGAAACAUCUUGUGUGUCUAAUCUCAGUAUAACAUUAUCUUUAAAUUACACACAGUAAUUAAUGUAUUCAGUUGUGUGAAGGUGUCGAUAUUAUGUGAUGCUUGUGUGUCAUUCCCCUCCCUCCCCCCAAGCCCGCCCCACAGGAAGAGAAGAUGGUUUCUAUUGACAUAAUGUGGACCAAUAUGUGGGGUUAGCAGCGGGGGAAACAGUCACUGCUGUGUUUGAAUACUGUGAUGUUUGUGAUGUUAAUAUUGUUCUUGAAGCACUUGGUGUGUCAAAUAGUGGAGAAAAAUAAACUAAAACAUUAAAAACUA
Molecule: messenger RNA, 2269 nt
Organism: Sebastes umbrosus (honeycomb rockfish)
Lineage: Eukaryota; Metazoa; Chordata; Actinopteri; Perciformes; Sebastidae
Gene: aldocb
Product: aldolase C, fructose-bisphosphate, b
Exons: 9
Coding region: 149-1240 (363 amino acids)
Biological process (GO): fructose 1,6-bisphosphate metabolic process; glycolytic process
Cellular component (GO): cytosol
Molecular function (GO): fructose-bisphosphate aldolase activity
Source: RefSeq, a predicted model, not a curated record